AUGGGCGCCUCUUCAUCCAAAGCAGCGGCUCGCGGAGCAGCUCGCAAGUAUCCCACCAGAUCACCUGGAGCUGUGCCUCAAGCUACCACUCAGAGGGCGAGACCUCAGCAGCCUGCGCCUCGCGGAGAUGGGUCUAAAGACGAAGCAAUUCGCGCUGAUGCCAUGGAUCCUGACUUUGCCCCCGGCGACUUCUCUAAACGCCUCCACCAGAUGGGCAUCGUGCAGCCAAACCCUACGUUCUCGCCCUCUUCUACCGCAGCGCCCAAUUUCUCGCCUGAAUCACUGGCCGUACCUCCAGGACCGCUAUUUCCACCGGCCAAGCAAAACACCACGCUCACUGUGCUCGAAGCUCGGCGCCGUUUGGAGCGAGUUGCUGACGAAGAUCUUGAGAUUAUGGGUCGCGAGGGAGGUCGAUGCCGCAUGGCCAAUAUGAGAACCAUCCUUGAUGCUGUUCAUCUCUUGAGCCGUGAUGUUCCUGUCGCUGAUAUUGAGAAGAGACUGAGAGUCACUCCCGGAUUCCUGGGCAAACUAGGACCCGCAGGCGUUUUGACACACAUUCCCGCGAAUUAA
This is a messenger RNA of Trichoderma atroviride IMI 206040, 570 nucleotides long. RefSeq lists its product as uncharacterized. The record is from RefSeq and is a predicted model, not a curated record. Lineage: Eukaryota; Fungi; Ascomycota; Sordariomycetes; Hypocreales; Hypocreaceae.